Messenger RNA from Symphalangus syndactylus (siamang), 3285 nucleotides. Its product is annotated as ceruloplasmin-like. Gene Ontology annotation, biological process: iron ion transport. The record is from RefSeq and is a predicted model, not a curated record. Gene Ontology annotation, cellular component: plasma membrane. NCBI's taxonomy places the organism in Eukaryota, Metazoa, Chordata, Mammalia, Primates, Hylobatidae. Gene Ontology annotation, molecular function: copper ion binding; oxidoreductase activity.
AUGAAGGUGCUUUUACCAUUGACCUUUCUGUUUUUUAUUAGUUCUCCAGGUUGGGCAAUAGAUAGGCACUACUACAUAGGCAUUGAAGAAAGCAUUUGGAAUUAUGCUCCUUCUGGUAAAAAUAUGCUCAAUGGAAAGCCUUUUUCUGAAGACCUAGAAUUUCUACAAGGAGGUCAAGCGAGGAAGAGCUUUGUUUUUAAAAAGGCUUUGUAUUUUCAAUAUACUGAUAAUACAUUUCAAACGAUCAUUGAAAAACCAUCCUGGUUGGGAUUUUUAGGUCCAAUGAUUAAGGCAGAGACUGGAGACUUCAUUUAUGUACAUGUAAAAAAUAAUGCUUCAAGAGCUUAUAGUUAUCAUCCUCAUGGGCUCACCUACUCCAAAGAAAAUGAAGGUGCUAUCUAUCCUGAUAAUACGACAGGCCUGCAAAAGGAAGAUGACUAUCUGGAGCCAGGGAAACAAUAUACCUACAGGUGGUAUGUAGAAGAACAUCAGGGACCUGGCCCCAAUGACAGUAAUUGUGUGACAAGGAUUUACCAUUCCCAUGUAGACACCGCAAGAGAUGUAGCUUCGGGACUUAUUGGACCAAUUCUGACUUGUAAAAGAGGGACACUGAAAGGAGACACUGAAAAAGAUAUUGACAGGUCUUAUUUUCUGAUGUUUUCUACAACUGAUGAAAGCAGAAGCUGGUAUAGUGAUGAAAAUAUUCGUGCAUUUACUGAAUCUGGCAAAAUUAAUACUAGUGAUCCCCGUUUUGAGGAGAGCAUGAGCAUGCAAUCAAUAAAUGGGUACAUCUAUGGAAACCUGCCCAAUCUCACCAUGUGUGCUGAAGAUAGGGUCAAGUGGUAUUUUGUUGGCAUGGGUGGCGUGGCUGACGUACACCCCGUCUACCUCCGCGGACAAACUCUGAUCUCUCGGAAUCACAGAAAGGACACCAUUAUGCUCUUCCCCUCCUCACUGGAAGAUGCCUUCAUGGUGGCCAAGGCCCCCGGAGUGUGGAUGUUGGGAUGCCAGAUAUAUGAGAGUAUGCAGGCAUUUUUCAAAGUAAGUAAUUGCCAGAAACCUUCAACAGAAGCCUUCGUUACUGGGACACAUGUUAUACGUUACUAUAUUGCUGCUAAGGAAAUUCUUUGGAACUAUGCUCCAUCUGGUAUAGAUUUCUUCACUAAAAAAAAUUUAACAGCAGCUGGAAGUAAAUCCCAGUUAUUUUUUGAACGAAGUCCAACCAGAAUUGGAGGAACUUACAAAAAACUGGUUUACCGUGAAUACACAGAUGCUUCCUUCCAAACACAGAAGGCAAGAGAAGAACACCUUGGAAUCCUUGGCCCUGUUAUUAAGGCAGAGGUGGGACAGACCAUCAAAAUCACUUUCUAUAACAAUGCUUCCCUGCCACUCAGCAUUCAGCCUCAUGGACUGCAUUACAACAAGAGCAAAGAGGGCUCAUUCUACGAAACACCUGGAGGAAGUACCCCUCCACCCUCUUCACAUGUAAGUCCUGGCACAACAUUUGUCUAUACAUGGGAAGUUCCAAAAGAUGUGAGUCCCACCUCCACAGAUCCCAACUGCUUGACCUGGUUCUAUUACUCUUCAGUAAAUGGGAAAAGAGACAUCAACAGUGGCCUUCUGGGGCCUCUCCUUGUAUGUAGAAAUGGAAGUGGAGACAAUGGCAGACAGAAAAGAGUAGACAAAGAGUUUUACCUACUUGCCACAAUAUUUGAUGAAAAUGAAAGUAAUCUCUUGGAUGAAAAUAUCAGAACAUUUGUAACAGAGCCUGAAAAUGUAGAUAAAGAGGAUCCAGACUUCCAAGCCUCAAAUAAGAUGUACUCCAUAAAUGGAUACACGUAUGGAAAUCUGCCUGGAUUGGAUAUGUGCUUAGGAGACAACGUUCUGUGGCACGUUUUUAGUGUAGGAUCAGCGGAAGAUUUACACGGGAUAUAUUUUUCAGGAAAUACCUUCACUUCUUUAGGAGCAAGAAAGGACACAAUACCUAUGUUUCCUCAUACUUCUCAGACGCUUUCGAUGACACCUGAUUCUAUAGGAACUUUUGAUUUGGUUUGCAUAACAAUAAAGCACAAUCUAGGAGGCAUGAAACAUAAAUAUCACGUGAGGCAAUGUGGAAAGCCAAACCCUGAUCAAACACAAUACCAGGAGGAGAAAAUUAUUUACAUUGCAGCCGAGGAAAUGGAAUGGGAUUAUUCUCCUAGCAGAAAGUGGGAGAAGGAACUCCACCACUUACAAAGCGAGAACCAAACAAGCAUGUAUGUGGAUAGAAGUGGAACACUUCUUGGGUCCAAAUACAAGAAAGUCUUAUAUCGUCAAUAUGAUGAUAACACAUUCACAAAUCAAACAAAAAGGAAUGAAGAUGAAAAACAUCUCGAUAUACUAGGUCCAUUAAUAUUGCUCAACCCUGGUCAAAAAAUUCAAAUUAUCUUUAAAAAUAAAGCCUCACGACCAUAUUCUAUUCAUGCUCAUGGAGUGAAAACAAAUAAUUCCACUGUUGUUCCAACUCAGCCAGGAGAGAUUCAAAUAUAUACUUGGCAGAUACCUGAUAGAACUGGUCCUACCUCACUGGACUUUGAAUGCAUACCUUGGUUUUACUAUUCAACUGUAUCUGCAGCUAAGGAUCUUUACAGUGGACUGGUAGGCCCUCUGAUUGUAUGCCGCAAAGACAUCAACCCCAACAUAGUUCACCGUGUUCUCCACUUCAUGAUAUUCAAUGAGAACGAAUCCUGGUACUUUGAAGACAAUAUCAACACCUAUGCUUCAAAACCAAACCAAGUGGACAAGGAAGAUGAUAAUUUUCAACUCAGCAACCAAAUGCACGCAAUUAACGGAAGACUGUUUGGAAAUAACCAAGGUCUAACAUUUCAUGUUGGGGAUGUAGUGAAUUGGUAUCUGAUUGGCAUAGGGAAUGAAGCUGACCUUCACACAGUUCACUUUCAUGGCCAUAGCUUUGAAUACAAGGAUUGGGGAGUGUAUCGAUCUGAUGUUUAUGACCUUCCUCCUGGGGUCUAUCGAACUGUAAAAAUGUAUCCAAGAAGUGUUGGAACCUGGUUAUUUCAUUGCCAUGUUUUUGAGCACAUUGGUGCUGGAAUGGAAAGCACUUACACUGUACUUGAAAGAAAAGCAUAAAUAUUUGAUAUGAUAUGAGUAUUGACAAGCUUAUAAACCAAGGUAAAGCUGCCAAAGAAGGAAAACUCCAGGGACCAAGGAGUCUGGGAGGAACCAGCUAAAGACUUUCAUGACAAUGUACCAGGAAAACUGGUUUGAAAUAAAAGUUUUCUUAGU